Messenger RNA from Sinocyclocheilus grahami, 3655 nucleotides. Its product is annotated as glutamate receptor ionotropic, NMDA 2C-like. Gene Ontology annotation, biological process: monoatomic ion transport. Lineage: Eukaryota; Metazoa; Chordata; Actinopteri; Cypriniformes; Cyprinidae. Gene Ontology annotation, molecular function: signaling receptor activity; ligand-gated monoatomic ion channel activity. The coding region runs from base 24 to 3056 and encodes 1010 amino acids. Gene Ontology annotation, cellular component: membrane. The record is from RefSeq and is a predicted model, not a curated record. The transcript is spliced from 9 exons.
AUUACGAGUCCGGUAUCCUGCAGAUGAGGUACCCUGUCUGGCCACGUUAUGGGACCUUCCUGGAGCCUGUGUCUGAUAACCGUCACUUGACAGUGGCCACACUGGAGGAAAGGCCUUUUGUGAUUGUAGAAGCUGUGGAUCCUGUUACUGGCACCUGUCUCAGUAACACCGUCCCCUGCAGACGGCAGUCCAACAAGACAGAGACGAUAGUCGGACACACUGAACCUUACACCAAACUAUGCUGCAAAGGCUUCUGCAUAGACAUCCUGAAAAAGCUCUCUCGCAACAUCAAGUUCUCCUAUGACCUCUACCUGGUCACCAAUGGCAAACAUGGCAAGCUGGUACGAGGGAUCUGGAACGGUAUGAUCGGAGAGGUGUUUUAUAAGCGAGCGGACAUGGCCAUUGGCUCUCUGACCAUAAAUGAGGAGCGCUCGGAAAUCAUUGACUUCUCUGUGCCGUUUGUGGAGACUGGCAUCAGUGUGAUGGUGGCCAGGAGCAAUGGAACCGUGUCUCCAUCAGCCUUCCUGGAACCCUACAGCCCAGCGGUGUGGGUGAUGAUGUUUGUCAUGUGUCUUACAGUCGUGGCAGUGACUGUGUUCGUCUUCGAAUACUUUAGUCCUGUGGGCUACAACCGCAGCCUGGUCAGUGCCAAAGAUCCAGGUGGGCCGACGUUCACCAUUGGGAAGUCGGUCUGGCUGCUGUGGGGCAUCGUCUUCAACAACUCAGUGCCCAUUGAAAACCCCAAAGGCACCACCAGUAAGAUCAUGGUGCUGGUGUGGGCUUUCUUUGCCGUGAUCUUCCUGGCCAGCUACACAGCCAACCUGGCAGCCUUCAUGAUCCAGGAGCAGUACAUCGACACUGUUUCUGGACUGAGUGACAAGAAGUUCCAGAAACCACAAGACCAAUAUCCUCCAUUCCGGUUUGGGACCGUGCCCAAUGGCAGCACAGAACGAAACAUAAGGAGCAAUUAUCCCGAAAUGCAUUCCCACAUGGUUAAGUACAACCAGAAAGGUGUGGAGGAUGCGCUCAACAGCCUCAAAACUGGGAAGCUGGACGCCUUCAUAUACGAUGCAGCUGUGCUUAACUACAUGGCCGGUAAAGAUGAAGGGUGUAAAUUGGUGACAAUCGGUAGUGGGAAGGUAUUUGCAACAACAGGCUACGGUAUUGCUCUCCAGAAAGAAUCUCGCUGGAAGCGCCCCAUAGACCUCGCUCUUCUCCAGUUCCUUGCUGAUGGUGAUACUCAGAACCUCCAGACAGUGUGGCUCACUGGUAUCUGUCGUAACGAGAGGAAGGAGGUGAUGAGCUCUAAGCUUGACAUUGACAACAUGGCUGGAGUGUUUUACAUGCUUCUAGUGGCUAUGGGUCUCAGUCUGCUGGUCUUUGCCUGGGAACAUCUACUGUACUGGAAGCUACGGCAUUCUGUCCGCAAGUCUGAGCGCUUGGACUUCCUGCUGGCCAUUAGCAGGGGUAUCUACAGCUGCUUCAAUGGUGUGGAGGACAUGGACCGUAAAGGGAACAUGCAGAGCCCAGAUGUCACCACCAGUUACACUCAGGCCAACAUGCUGAAGAUGCUCCAAACCGCAAAGGACAUUGUCUCAUCUGCGAGAGUUGAAAACUCCCUGGACAAUGCUACAAAGACCAUUGAGAACUGGGGUCGACGUGAUCCAGAGUCAGCCAGACCUAGCCUUCCUACCUGCCUCAUAGGGACGGACUUCAGCCAUAGCCGCCUGCCCUGCAUUGCCAGCGUUACGGACAACCACUCACCAUACCCUCAAAACAUGGAUAGCACCACUCAGCACUUGCUGGAGAAGCCUCAUGUGGGAACACGGCCUACCUCACUGCGCUACACUCUUCCCACACGUACCACCCACCACCACAUCUAUGAACGAACGCUACCCAUAUCUAGCCUCAGCAGUCCCCAUAUUGCCAUGAGAGACCCACCACCUCCUACAGCCCCGAAACCCCACAUGUAUGUGGACCAGUCCUGUCACCACCCUACCUCUCGCUACGUCUCUUACCGUGACUUUCAGGUACCAGACAUCUUUGUGGAACAUCAGGAACCUUCGGGAAGCCAUAAACAAUACUUGGCAGGUCUGGGUCGCAAAAAGAGGUCCCACAGCUACGUAGCAGCAUCUCCGGAAACUAGACGAAGGGACGACUAUGAUGUUCCCCAGUCUUGUCUGGCUGAGCUAAAAAGCAAUCACCUUGUGGAAAACCAUUCCCAUACCACACCCUGCAUGAGAAGCCACUUCCAGAGACCCGGCUCUAGCUGCAAUUCCUGCACAAAGCUGUAUCUAGAACCGGAGAUGGAUGACGUUCCUCUUCUGGGGAAAGAUAAAAUGAACCGCCGCGCCUCUUUUCUCAGGGCCACGUGGGGUGGUGACAGGAUCCGGGAGCUGGAUGAGAAGCCCGCCACCUCUGCAUCCUCUACCAGUUGUAUCAACAUGCCCGAUCUGUUCCCUCGAGUGGUGGUGACCAAUCCCAAGCCUUUGAAGAUGUACGGCAACACUGGUAACAACCUACGCAACAACAUGGCUGUGGAGCCAGCCUAUCUGGAUCCAGCCCACAUGGGCUCCUACCCGUACAAGCCACAAAAGUUCAAGCAUUCAAAGUCCAUCCGCCUUCCUUCAUACCGGGAGGCGAUUCUGCAGAAUACGGCAGCCCUUCGGCGCUCCUCUUCCACACUAGUGCACGGACACUACUCAACAUACCUGAACUCUUAUACAGACCUGCCGGUGUAUUUGGGUCCUCUACCACAAGGACCCACUCAUUUCCAUGAUCAUUCCAAAGACACGUGCCACCUGUUUCCAUGCGCCAACCAUUGCCCAGAAAAUGCCGCCUUGGUUCCCCGGUUAGGCAGCAGACAUGUAUUGUACCAGAGCACUGCUAUUGGAGGCUACGAGGGGCCCAGGCGCUCAAACGAGGAGACAUUGCACGCUUUACCAGUCACUUCCGUGCGCAGGGACCGCAGGCAGGUUCUAGUGGCACGGAAUGUACACAGUCCCUAUGCCCCACGGCCCUGGGGUAGGGUAUCUAGUCUGGAGUCAGAGGUUUGAAGACCUUUUAAGAGAUCUCCAAAGACAGUUUCCCCCAAGCAGUGAGGGAGAAACGCUGGGAACUGUUAAACGAAGUCAAGCAAAAAAGAUGAAGGUGGACUAGAGGUGGUUAUCUCAGUGCAAUAAUACCCUCAGACAGCAGGGAUGGGAUGGUGGAAUGUACAGGUGAUUACUGUGGAGACUUGUUUCAGUAUAAAAAAGAGAGUUAAAAAUAAUGAACUGUUCUUAAUCUAUAAUAUAUUGAUUGUUAUUUAGACCGUUUUUAAAUGCCAUUACACUCAUCCUCUGCAAACAAUUGGAUGUAGCAUGUUUUAAGGCAGCUUUAAAACCAAAAGGGUUUGAAUUGAAAAUCUGUUUUUUAUUUAUGCCAGGGCAUUCAACCAUUUUAAAUCUGGAGAACCACUGGAGAAUUUUAUAACAUAGCCACACAAAAACGUCUUCCAAGAAUUUUCUAAAUCCAGGGGUUUGAGAAAGCCAUUAAUUGUCCAAUUUUGUCACUCCACCAAUGUAAUUCAGAUCUGAUUUCAAGAAUGGUGAAGAAUUGAUUUGCCAUCUGUUGAUCCACAGCAAUUUCACUGUUUAAUAAAUGAUGGGAUGGC